AUGACGAAGAAUCAACAAAUAGAGGCCCCCGAUCAAGAGGCCCAAAUCCAGCGUAACACGCAUACCGACUUUGCAGCUGUUGAGAAAAGUCGCCCACCGUUCAACCACGAUGCGCGCGUACAGUUUACCAAGACGCCGAAUCCAACCUGGCGGGCAGGCGACGGCGCAUCAGACGAGGACUGGAAGAACCACAAGUCCAUCACGAUCGACCCGUAUGAGGAAGGGCGAGGUCCAUGGCUGAACUAUAAGCUCCUGAUUUCAGCGACAGUCCCGCGCCCGAUCGCGUUGGCGAGUACAGUGUCGGCGGAUGGAAAGACGGCGAAUCUGGCCCCGUUUUCGUUCUGGCAGUGUGCUUCUACGGAUCCACCCAUGUAUUCACUCUCGUUUACGUCGAGGUCGGUGAACGAUACGCUCACGAAUCUUCUGGCCACGAAGGAGAUUUGUAUCUCCACUACGCCCGAGUGGGUUGUUGAAGCUGCCAAUUUUGCAUCGGUCAAUUCGCCCAGACAUGUCUCUGAGUGGCCUCUUUCAGGGCUUACUCCCAAGAAGAGUGAUCUUGUUAAACCGGCGCAUGUGGCCGAGUCGCCGUAUUCCGUCGAGUGUAAGCUGCACUCGGUGCAGGACUUCUUCAGCAAGAAGGAUCCGUCUCUACGGACAUCUACCCUGGUCGUUGUUGAGGUCAUCCGGUUCCAUAUUUGGGACGACGCCGUGGGCAAGGACCGCGCGACGGCUGAUAUUCAGAAAUUGAGGCCGGUGUUUAGGGCUGGGGGGAUCACGUACGGGGCCUGUCCGAAUGCAUUCGAGUUGCCCCGGCCAGUGGCUUUUCGAGAGCUGCGAGAGGAUGGGCAUAUUAAGAAUUUGAUAUAG
Aspergillus puulaauensis is the source of this 867-nucleotide messenger RNA. Its product is annotated as flavin reductase family protein. NCBI's taxonomy places the organism in Eukaryota, Fungi, Ascomycota, Eurotiomycetes, Eurotiales, Aspergillaceae. The coding region runs from base 1 to 867 and encodes 288 amino acids. Gene Ontology annotation, molecular function: FMN binding. The record is from RefSeq and is a predicted model, not a curated record. The transcript is spliced from 2 exons.